GAGUCCAGGAACGCGAAACCCCCUCAUUCUUCUGAAUUCUCGGGGAAUCUAAACCCUAAAACUCAAGAGAUGUAUUUCUUCUCAUUCAACACCUUCCCGCUUACUUAACCUUUCCAAAUCUGUAGACCUCGUUGGUCUCCUUGAAGUUGUCAGUCAGGCAAUCUACUGGGCACUCCAACGGCGGGGUCCUCACAGCCUACUCCGCUGCCUCAGUCUCGGUGCGGAGAGGACCCGGCGCCGAAUCACUGACAGGCCCAGGUGUCGGGAAAAUGAUCCACAGUCUAUUUCUCAUAAACUGUUCCGGUGACAUAUUUCUAGAGAAGCACUGGAAGAGUGUUGUGAGCCAGUCUGUCUGUGAUUACUUCUUUGAAGCUCAAGAGAAAGCUGCUGAUGUUGAAAAUGUACCACCUGUCAUUUCAACACCUCACCACUACCUCAUCAGUAUCUAUAGGGAUAAGCUCUUCUUUGUGUCUGUCAUACAGACUGAAGUGCCACCUCUCUUUGUAAUUGAAUUCCUACAUCGAGUUGCUGACACUUUUCAGGACUACUUUGGUGAGUGUUCAGAGGCUGCAAUUAAGGAUAAUGUGGUCAUAGUGUAUGAGCUCUUGGAAGAAAUGUUAGACAAUGGAUUUCCACUGGCUACUGAAUCUAACAUUUUGAAAGAACUGAUUAAACCACCAACAAUUCUCCGUUCUGUCGUCAACUCUAUUACAGGCAGUAGUAAUGUUGGGGACACACUCCCCACUGGGCAGCUGUCCAACAUCCCAUGGCGCCGGGCAGGAGUAAAGUACACAAAUAAUGAAGCCUAUUUUGAUGUCGUUGAAGAAAUAGAUGCAAUUAUAGAUAAAUCAGGAUCUACAGUCUUUGCAGAAAUUCAGGGGGUCAUUGAUGCUUGCAUUAAGUUAUCCGGAAUGCCUGACCUUUCCCUUUCUUUCAUGAACCCCAGGCUGCUAGAUGAUGUCAGCUUCCACCCCUGCAUCCGGUUCAAACGUUGGGAAUCUGAAAGAGUUUUGUCAUUUAUUCCUCCAGAUGGAAAUUUCCGACUCAUAUCAUAUCGGGUCAGCUCACAAAAUCUAGUGGCAAUACCAGUGUAUGUGAAACACAGCAUCAGCUUUAAGGAGAACAGUUCUUGUGGCAGAUUUGAUAUUACAAUUGGACCAAAGCAGAAUAUGGGAAAAACUAUUGAAGGAAUCACAGUGACAGUUCACAUGCCAAAAGUUGUGCUGAAUAUGAACCUGACGCCAACACAAGGCAGCUAUACAUUUGAUCCAGUUACCAAGGUACUAACAUGGGAUGUGGGGAAAAUUACUCCACAAAAGCUCCCAAGUCUUAAAGGACUGGUGAAUUUACAGUCUGGAGCACCCAAGCCAGAAGAAAAUCCAAGCCUCAACAUACAGUUCAAGAUCCAGCAGCUUGCUAUUUCAGGCUUAAAAGUAAACCGCUUGGACAUGUAUGGGGAGAAAUACAAGCCAUUUAAAGGAGUCAAAUACGUCACAAAAGCUGGAAAGUUCCAAGUGAGGACAUGAGAAGAGGCCAAAAUCCUUCAAGAUCUGUUUGUUUUCUCAGUGUCAUUAUAGUUUAUUACUAUGAGGUACCAAGUGGGUGGGAAUACUUAUUCUAGUUAAAGCAUUUGUGUGAGCUACACGCCGCUAACAGAGUUGCUUAGUGCUCCAUGUAGGGUUCUUAAGGAGCUUUAAGCUAAGGUAAUUUUUUAAUAACUUAGCUUGUUUUGUAUCUCUUACUUAGGAAGAUUUUGGGGGUGAUUUUCUCCAUAGGGGGCACCAGCUGGAGGUUGCACAUUGUAACAGUAAAGGCAGAAGGCUACAGUGAUAACCUCUCUCCUAAAACAAGUGAACUGAUCUCAGCCAGCAGCUGUCUUCAUCUGUAAUGUGAUGUGUCAAGUGCAGCCAAAUAUCACACCUGAUCUUAGCCAUCCCAAAUCAGCAUCUGUUCCAAGAGGAAAUUCCCUCCACCCCAAGAAGUUUACAAAAAAAACUGCCUCUUCAAGUGUUUGCCUUAUUCAGCUUUUCACUUGUGCCAUUAAGCAAGCACUGUAGCAGAAGCCACCUCCACAUGCCCUGGCAAGGAGCACUGCUGCUCCACGCUCCAUUCUCACUGUACUUGGUAUUGUAUUUUUUAUAAAUAAGAUUUCUAUGUAAAGCGCAGAUUUUAAUUUACAGAGACCUUGCUGCAGUAAGUACCAUCUCAGUUUUGCACCACUGGUUCAGCUGUUAGCACAGUAAAAAUCAUUUGUAUGAAAGGGGCAAAUGCUUUAUUAAGGUAAUAUAAGGGAACACUACUGCUUUUAGGAAAUUAUUGCAAGCACAAGUGUUUGAGAUUUUAAAUAAAUUAAAGUAGUAAGAUAAGAAUGUAAGUGAACCUUUGCCAUCUUCAUGUUUCAUAAAGCUUAUCCAACACCAAUUAAACCAUAGUUAGCCUAAAGGCCUCAUGCUGUAGAUCAGCAAAAGGAGGAAAAUAUGCCUGCCUCACUAUGGUCUUUCAUCUUUUUAUUUUUACUUUUUUAUUUAUUGAAGUGACAUUGGUUAAUAAAUUUAUAUAGGUUUCAGGUGCACAAUUCUAUAAUUACAUCAUCUGUAUAUUGUAUAUUGUAUUGUGUGUUCAUCACCCCAAGUCACAUCUCCUUCCAUCACCAUUUAUUCCCUCUAAACCUACUUCUUCCUUCCCACACCCCCCUUUCCCUUUGGAAAUAACCAUACUGUUGUCUGUGUCUGUGUUGUUGUUCUUAAAGGGUUGAAUUUGCCUGUGUCCCUUGUCUUCAAGGGGAACUCCCUUUUCAUAUUGUGUGUUUCUCAAAGCUAUAGUCAAUAGCUUCCGUCCUGAAACUAUUGUUGUAAUUGUCACUGGAGUACUUACAUGUCUCUGCUGUACUGACAAAUCAUGUAGAAGAACAUAGUGAGACAGAAAUAAAAUCCUCAGUAACAUUUAAA
Molecule: messenger RNA, 2948 nt
Organism: Myotis daubentonii (Daubenton's bat)
Lineage: Eukaryota; Metazoa; Chordata; Mammalia; Chiroptera; Vespertilionidae
Gene: AP3M1
Product: adaptor related protein complex 3 subunit mu 1
Biological process (GO): intracellular protein transport; vesicle-mediated transport
Cellular component (GO): clathrin adaptor complex
Source: RefSeq, a predicted model, not a curated record